Pimephales promelas (fathead minnow) is the source of this 1547-nucleotide messenger RNA. Lineage: Eukaryota; Metazoa; Chordata; Actinopteri; Cypriniformes; Leuciscidae. The record is from RefSeq and is a predicted model, not a curated record.
AAAUGUACUUAAGUUAUUUGAAAGAUUAAUAGUUUGGAAACGCCAUGUUUAAGUGAGCCGUUACAUUUAUUUCUAUCAAUGAUUAAUGAGAAUUGUGAUUUCAAAACGAGUCUAUAUCUGCAACUACAAACUGCAGCAGCUGGUCGGCCUUCAGAUUGUUAUGGGAAAGAAGAACUCAUCUUGUCCUUCAAUCAGGCAUGCCGACUCCAGUCCAGAUUAUCACCAAGGACAGGGCAAUUCGUUUGACCCUGCUAACGUUAGAUUGCGUGUCAAUAUUCCUUGUUUAUUAAAUAUUUUUUCUCACUGGCACUACUUUAAUGGCAGGAUGAUAAAAACAAUCGCGUAAUCCUAUAACAAAAAAUAAUCAAGUCACACACACACACAUAAUAAACAACACUGCAGACAGUGCUGCUGAUGCAGUCUGUCGCAAUUCUCCCUAGCAACCAAACCUUCUCAAACAUCGCGAGAUUACACGAGGUUCAAGUUGAAGAAACAUGGCGACGUCUAAUUUAUUGAAGAAUAAAGGCUCCCUGCAGUUUGAAGACAAAUGGGAUUUGAUGCGGCCCAUUGUUUUGAAGUUACUACGUCAGGAGUCAGUUACUAAGCAGCAGUGGUUCGAUUUGUUCUCAGACGUCCAUGCAGUGUGUUUAUGGGACGACAAAGGCCCGGCAAAAAUUCACCAGGCACUGAAAGAAGACAUCCUAGAUUUCAUCAAGCAAGCACAGGCACGAGUACUCAGUCACCAGGAUGACACAGCUUUGCUUAAAGCCUACAUUGUGGAGUGGAGGAAGUUCUUUACACAGUGUGAUAUUCUACCUAAACCCUUCUGCAAGCUAGAGAUCACCCUGCUGGGUAACCAGGGGAGCAAUAAGAAGUCCAGUGUCGAAGACAGUAUUGUUAGAAAGCUUAUGCUAGACACAUGGAACGAGUCUAUAUUCUGUAAUAUAAAGAACCGGCUCCAGGACAGUGCCAUGAAACUGGUCCAUGCUGAGAGAUUAGGAGAAGCGUUCGACUCGCAGCUUGUCAUCGGAGUGCGCGAGUCAUAUGUGAAUUUGUGUUCCAACACUGAUGACAAGCUCCAGAUCUAUAGAGAGAAUUUUGAGAAGGCAUAUCUGGAUUCCACAGAGAGGUUCUACAAGACACAAGCACCCUCCUAUCUGCAACAGAACGGCGUUCAGAACUAUAUGAAAUAUGCAGAUGGCAAGUUAAGAGAAGAGGAGAAGCGUGCACUUCGAUAUCUGGAAACCAGACGUGAAUGUAACUCCGUCCAGGCACUAAUGGAGUGUUGUGUGAAUGCGCUGGUGACGUCGUUCAAAGAGACAAUCCUGGCCGAAUGUCCGGGAAUGAUCAAGCGGAACGAGACAGAGAGUGAGUACGGCAGGAGCUCUGGCACCAAAGGCUCAGCAAGUUCAGAGCUGCACCUUAUGUUUUCGCUGAUGGACAAAGUGCCCAAUGGGAUUGAGCCUAUGCUGAAAGACCUGGAGGAUCAUAUCUUGAAUGCAGGUCUGGCUGAUAUGGUGGCCACAGCGGAGACCAUUACUCAGUGA